This is a messenger RNA of Paramecium octaurelia, 1282 nucleotides long. The record is from the annotation of a GenBank genome assembly. NCBI's taxonomy places the organism in Eukaryota, Ciliophora, Oligohymenophorea, Peniculida, Parameciidae.
AUGACAUUUAUUGAAUUUUUUUACCACAAUGCAAGUGUUGCGGUGUUGAAUCAAGAAGCUUUAUCCUACGUCAGAAAUGAUGAACCUAUUGGAAUUUUAAUAGACAUGUGGUAAUUAAUAAUUUUAGUUAUGAAUAAUAAGGACACAUUAUUUAUAAAUUCAAGUAAGCUUGUUGUUAUCAUUAAAGAAUUCGAAUUUAAAGACAAGUCGAUGUAUAAUAGUCAAAAUAAUGAAAUAAUACUAAACUUUUUUCAAAUAUAUGAUUAUUCAGUGUCUCAAAGUUAUAUUGAAAAUUAAUUUGAUUAUAACAGGUCAGUUUAUGAUUUAUCACCUAUCAUCGUUUCAGGUAAUGGUUAAAUAUUAUAAAGAAAAUUAUUUAUUUGUAUUUUUGGACAAUUUUUGGCCUGUAGCACUUAAAAUUUUAAUACAAAUAUUUAUUUACUUUGCUUAUUUGAUAUUACCAUGGAUUUUGAUUAAUUUAAACUUUAUUGCAUUUUUCAUUCUUGAUUAUGUUGAAGAUAAGCCAUAUUAUUUUAAAAUAAAAGAGUCAUUUAUUUGGUUUGGAGGAUAGAGUAGGCCAGAAACAGAUAAUAUUUGUAAGCAAGUCUAUCGAUUUGUUUUUGCAAUGGUAAGUUUCUUAAUAGUUAUAAUAUUAUUUUCAGACUUCAUUUAUCUUAUAAUUAAUUCAUUAGCAAAAUCAAACUUUAAUACAAUCCAAGAUAUGAAAGAUAUCAAUGCAAUUGCUUGUUAUUUUGAAUAGGACUAAUUUCUUUAAAAUCUUUUUGAUAGAGAUAGAGGGUUGUAAAAAAAGGUUGGCGAUAGUUAAUUAUAAUGCAUGUAAAUGCUAAAUGAAUAAAUUGUUGAUGUAGUAAUUAUGAGCGAAUUUAAUUUAUUAAUUUUUUUAGAAUAACAUAAAAUGUAUUUGAGUAAAUUAAGAUAUUAAGUUAAAUUAAAUACAAAUAUUGCUCAUCAUAUUCUGAUAAAUAAAAAUGAUCCCCCAUGGUUUAGGAAAGAAUUAAAUGAUGCAAUCGAUGUUAUACAAAAGCAAAAGCUAGAUUUAAUGAUUAAAGAAAAGCAUUUACCCACUAAAAUAUAUAACUCCAAAAAUAAAUCAAUAAUGCCUUAUUAACCAACUCUUCAGUUGAUUUGUGCAAUACUAUCUAUUUUAUUUAUUAUUGUAAUUUAAAUCACUCUAGUGCUUUAAGAAUUUAAUGUAUUCAAGAAUAAAAUAAAAAUUAAAUACUUCUCUGAAAAGGUUGGAUCUAAAAUUAAAUAAAAUUGA